AUGGCGAAGGUCGUUCUCUUUGACCGCCUAGCAAGGUGGUAUUUAUUGUUUCAACAGUUUGAAAUCAUCUAUGUGCCACAAAAGUCUGUCAAGGGGCAAGCUUUAGCCGAUUUCUUAGCAGAUCAUCCAAUACCAGCUGAAUGGGAGUUAUCUGAUGACCUACCUGAUGAGGAUGUGCUUAUCAUUGAAGUCCUACCCCCAUGGAAAAUGUAUUUUGAUAGAGUCGCACAUAGAGGAGGGGCAGGAGCUGGAGUUGUCUUCAUCACCCCGGAAGGUGAAGUGUUGCCAUAUUCAUUCACCUUGACAGAGCAAUGUUCCAACAAUGUUGCCGAAUAUCAAGCAUUGAUACUGGGACUAGAGAUAGCGGUUGACAUGAAACAACUAAGAAUCAACAUUUAUGGAGAUUCAAAGUUGGUCGUCAACCAAGUGAUGGGGCUAUACGAAGUAAGGAAAACAGAGUUAGUCUCGUACAACAACUAUGCAAAGAUACUCAUGCAAUGGUUGGGUGACGUCACAAUUGAGCAUGUACCGAGAAAAGAGAACAAGCAAGCUGAUGCCUUAGCCGCAUUGUCUUCAACUAUUGCUCAUCCUACAGCCCGAAUACAAGUAUGUCAAAAGUGGGUAGUUCCACCUAUCUUCAAUGAAGAUGGCUCAGUAGAUGAAACUGUUGAACUCCCCACUGCUUUCGUUUAUGAUAUUGGCCAAGAUGACUGGAGACAAUCACUGAUUGACUACUUCACUGAUGGAAAGUUACCAGAGGAUCCUCGUAAGAGGGUGGAUAUAAAGCACCGAGCUCUUCGCUUCAUCUACUAUAAUGAGACGUUAUAUCGUCGUUCAUUUGAGGGAGUUUGGCUCCGAUGUCUAGGAAAAGAGGAGGCAUUACAAGCUAUGCAGGAGGCUCAUUCUAGAGUUUGUGGUGCGCAUCAAUCUGGACCUAAGUUGCACUUCCACAUUAAACGAAUGGGCUAUUAUUGUCCUACAAUGGUAAAAGAUUGCAUAGACUAUGCUCGAAGAUGCCAAGCUUGUCAAUUUCAUGCAAACUUCAUCCAUCAGCCACCAGAGCCUCUACAUCCAACAGUUGCAUCAUGGCCUUUCGAUACUUUGGGACUCGAUGUGGUUGGCCCGUUUACGCCCAAGUCAUCUGCAGGGCAUGCAUACAUAUUGGCCGCCACUGACUACUUUUCAAAGUGGACGGAAGCCGUAGCGUUAAAGGAGGUAAAAAAGGAAAAUGUUGCAGACUUCCUCCGCGUCCAUAUCAUCUAUCGAUUUGGCAUCCCGCGAUAUAUCCUAACUGAUAACGGGAAACCCUUUGACAAUAAAUUGAUGGACAAGAUCUGCAAACUUUUCAACUUUCAGCAGCGAAACUCUUCAGCUUAUUAUGCAGCUGCAAAUGGGCUUGCUGAAGCUUUUAACAAGACCCUAUGCAAUCUGUUUAAAAAAGUGGAGGGUCUUACUGACGAAGAAAAUGCUAAAUUACGCUUGGCUGAAUUAGAAGGCUUGGAUGAAAAGCGACUACAAGCUCAACAGAGCUUAGAAUGUUAUCAAGCUCGUAUGUCAAGAGCCUUUAACAAAAGGGUGAGGACCCGUUCCUUUCAAAUUGGUGACAAAGUCCUAGUUGUUCGAAGGCCUAUCAUUGUGACACGAAAAACCGGCCACAAGUUCACUCCAAAAUGGGAUGGUCCCUACGUGGUUCAAGAGGUAUACACCGGUGGAGCUUAUAAGUUGAUUAGCGAAGAUGGUCUGAAAGUUGGUCCAAUAAACGGGAGAUUCCUGAAGCUCUACUACCCUUAA
This is a messenger RNA of Ipomoea triloba (trilobed morning glory), 1791 nucleotides long. RefSeq lists its product as uncharacterized. The record is from RefSeq and is a predicted model, not a curated record. Lineage: Eukaryota; Viridiplantae; Streptophyta; Magnoliopsida; Solanales; Convolvulaceae. Gene Ontology annotation, biological process: DNA integration. Gene Ontology annotation, molecular function: nucleic acid binding; RNA-DNA hybrid ribonuclease activity. Bases 1 to 1791 code for a protein of 596 amino acids. The transcript is spliced from 2 exons.